AUGGACAUGUGUUACUCAGACCUGGUCCCUCCUGCAGCCUCAGACCCUCAGACCUGGUCCCUCCUGCAGCCCCAGGCCCUCAGACCUGGUUCCUCCUGCAGCCUCAGACACUCAGACCUGGUCCCUCCUGCAGCCUCAGACCCUCAGACCUGGUCCCUCCUGCAGCCUCAGACCUGGUCCCUCCUGCAGCCUCAGACCCUCAGACCUGGUCCCUCCUGCAGCCCCAGACCCUCAGACCUGGUCCCUCCUGCAGCCUCAGACCCUCAGACCUGGUCCCUCCUGCAGCCUCAGACCUGGUCCCUCCUGCAGCCUCAGACCCUCAGACCUGGUCCCUCCUGCAGCCUCAGACCCUCAGACCUGGUCCCUCCUGCAGCCUCAGACCUGGUCCCUCCUGCAGCCCCAGACCCUCAGACCUGGUCCCUCCUGCAGCCUCAGACCCUCAGACCUGGUCCCUCCUGCAGCCCCAGACCCUCAGACCUGGUCCCUCCUGCAGCCCCAGACCCUCAGACCUGGUCCCUCCUGCAGCCCCAGACCCUCAGACCUGGUCCCUCCUGCAGCCCCAGACCCUCAGACCUGGUCCCUCCUGCAGCCUGGGCCUCAGACCCUGGGCCUCAGAAUCUGGUCUUGUUACUGCAGAUGGAAUAA
Messenger RNA from Knipowitschia caucasica, 645 nucleotides. Lineage: Eukaryota; Metazoa; Chordata; Actinopteri; Gobiiformes; Gobiidae. The record is from the annotation of a GenBank genome assembly.